This is a messenger RNA of Gastrolobium bilobum, 1695 nucleotides long. RefSeq names its product cytochrome P450 71A1-like. NCBI's taxonomy places the organism in Eukaryota, Viridiplantae, Streptophyta, Magnoliopsida, Fabales, Fabaceae. Bases 35 to 1579 code for a protein of 514 amino acids. Gene Ontology annotation, molecular function: oxidoreductase activity, acting on paired donors, with incorporation or reduction of molecular oxygen; iron ion binding; monooxygenase activity. The record is from RefSeq and is a predicted model, not a curated record. The transcript is spliced from 2 exons.
AAGAUAGAGGUGGAAUUUGUGGGGUACCUGCAUCAUGGGGGUUCUUGUUCUUCUUUCGUUAUUAUCUAUCCUCACUCUAUUCAUCAUCCACAAACACAGAACAAACAGAGCAAGAGCACUUCUUCCACCUGGUCCUCCAGGUCUUCCACUCAUUGGCAAUCUCCACCAGCUUGAUAACUCAGCCCCACAUCGCUCCUUAAGCCAACUCUCCAAACGCUAUGGACCUCUCAUGUCGUUGCGCCUUGGCUCUGUUCCAACCUUGGUCGUUUCCUCAGCAAAAAUGGCGACACAAGUCUUGAAAACACACGACCUCAUCUUUGCAAGCAGACCAUCCUUCCUUGGACCAAGGAUAUUGUCUUACAAUUUCUUGGACUUGGGUUUCACACCUUAUAGCCCUUACUGGAGAGAAAUGAAAAAACUCUCUAUCCUCCACCUCUUCAGCUCUCAUCGUGUCCAAUCCUUUCGUCCCAUUCGAGAAGACGAGGUUGCCCAAAUGAUUCAAAAACUAUCAGAGUACGAUGCUUCCCAUAAAGUUGUAAACUUGACAGAAAUAUUGAUGUCUUUCACUUGCACUUCAAUAAGUAGGAUAGCUUUUGGGAAAAAGUAUAGUUAUGAAUAUGAUGAGGUUGUUGAAUUAGGAAGCCACAGAAGGAGCAGAUUGCAGGUACUACUCAACGAGGCUCAAGCAAUGAUGACAGAAUUUUACUUUUCAGAUUAUUUUCCAUUGAUGGGGUGGGUUGAUAGAGUCAGGGGAAUUCUAUGGCGGCUUGAUAAAACCUUCAAGGAGCUUGAUGUGUUUUAUGAACGAGUCAUCCAUGACCACAUGGAUCCCACAAGGCAUAAAACCAAUGACCAAGAUGUAACGGACAUCAUUGAUAUCUUUCUCCAGAUGAUCAAUGAUCACUCAUUCUCUUUUGAUCUCACUCUUGAUCAUAUAAAAGCUGUGCUUAUGAACAUCUUUACAGCAGGAACAGACCCGAGUUCAGCAGCAAUAGUUUGGGCUAUGACAGCAUUGUUGAGGAAUCCUGAUGUGAUGAAAAAGGUUCAAGGAGAAAUAAGAGAUUUAUUUGGGGACAAAGAUUUUGUAAAUGAAGAUGAUAUUGAAAGGCUUCCUUAUCUUAAAGCAGUUGUUAAGGAGACAUUGAGAUUGUUUCCACCGUCACCGUUACUUUUGCCAAGAGAAACGAUGGAAAGGUGCACCAUAGAUGGUUAUGAGAUUCAAGCCAAAACUCUUGUCUAUGUUAACGCGUGGGCUAUAGCAAGGGACCCUGAGAACUGGGAAGACCCAGAAAAGUUUUAUCCUGAAAGGUUCCUUGGGAGUUCAAUAGACUUAAAGGGUAAAGAUUUUGAGGUGAUUCCAUUUGGAGCUGGAAGGAGAAUGUGUCCUGCGAAGCACAUGGCUGUGGUCACCGUUGAGCUUUCACUUGCUAAUCUUCUCCACUCGUUUGAUUGGGAAGUGCCUCGUGGGUUUGACAAAGAUGACGUGUUAGACACGCAAGUGAAACCAGGAAUAACUAUGCACAAGAAAAAUGAUCUUUACCUUGUGGCCAAGAAACACUCUACAAUCUCAAUCAUUUGACCUAUCAAGGUCAUAUAAAUAUGAUUAAAGAUCAAAUAGUCUCAUGAUGAUGUAGACUUUUUAAUUAGUUGGUAAUUAAUGUUCUUGUUUUUUAGCCUUGUGUUCUUGUAUUAAAA